This is a messenger RNA of Topomyia yanbarensis, 3534 nucleotides long. RefSeq lists its product as uncharacterized. The transcript has 4 exons. Gene Ontology annotation, molecular function: nucleic acid binding. The record is from RefSeq and is a predicted model, not a curated record. The coding region runs from base 1 to 3534 and encodes 1177 amino acids. NCBI's taxonomy places the organism in Eukaryota, Metazoa, Arthropoda, Insecta, Diptera, Culicidae.
AUGAGAAGUAAGAAAGCAAAAAAAAACGAUAAACGUCGAUCUAGCAGAGCUGCAUCUCAGCUGGGUGCCGACUGGUAUUGCGGCUUCGGCACCGACUUCCUAUCGCAAACCAAUUCAGCGAUGGCGACGAACGGCGUCUACAAUGGCGUCGCAAUGAUGACGUCGGGAACUUUCGAAGCCGGAACGUGGGGUCAGCAGGGUGGCAAACGAGACGGGCGGUGUGCCGAGCCGGAUCUACAAGAGUUGCUUGCAAGGUUCUGGGAGCUUGAAACCUGUCAUGUCAACAGUACUCAUUCGGUUGAAGAGACUGCCUGCGAGGAACUGUUUGAAAGAACAACCGUGCGCGAUGCUGAAGGUAAAUUUGUCGUUACCCUACCAAGGAAAGAGUUUGCCAUCGCAAGACUGGGAGAAUCGAAAAAUAUCGCACACAAACGAUUCCUUAAUCUCGAGAGAAGACUCGACGCAAACCUUGAACUAAAGGCAAUGUACCGCGAGUUUAUCCACGAAUAUCUGUUGAUGGGCCAUAUGAAGGAAAUUAGCGAUGAGUCCUGUGAUGAUCCGGUUUACUACAUGCCGCAUCACGCAGUCCUGAAACCGGACAAUACUACAACAAAACUACGAGUUGUCUUCGACGGAUCUUGUCGUGCGUCUAGCGGAAUUUCCCUGAACGACACGCUAAUGGUGGGACCCGUCGUACAGGAUGAUUUGAUAUCGAUCAUCACCCGUUUCCGACUGCAUCGGUUUGCGCUUGUGGCUGACGUAGCCAAAAUGUACCGGAUGGUUCGUGUGCAGCCAUCACACCUACAACGGAUUCUUUGGAGGGAAUCGCCGGAAGAAUCGGUAAACCCCUUCGAGCUAACUACAGUCACGUACGGGACUGCAAGUGCACCGUAUCUUGCGACGAAGUGUUUGAAGAAACUAGGUGAAGACAGUGAGUCGACUCACCCCAUUGCCGCUAGGGUAAUCCAAGAAGACUUUUACGUCGAUGAUAUGCUGUCAGGAGCCGAUAGCAUCGAAGAAGCUAAUGCAUUGAUUUCGGAACUGACCCAGGUAGCCAACUCAGCCGGUUUCACACUCAGAAAGUGGAACUCCAAUUCUGCUAAGUUGCUUUCAAGACUGCCGAAAAAUCUGCGAGAUGAACGAUCCACUCUGGAGUUAGAUUCAUCCAGUUCUACUGUGAAAACACUUGGUUUGCGGUGGGACACUGGUUCGGAUAGUUUUUGCUUUAGUUUUCCACAGUGGCGAUCGAAUUCCGCCGCCAUAACCAAGCGUAGUAUCCACUCAGAUGCAGCGUGUCUGUUUGACCCGCCAGGAUUAGUGGGACCAGUAGUUGUACAGGCGAAGAUUUUUAUACAGCAACUCUGGCGUCUGAAGUGCGAUUGGGACGACCCGUUGGAUGAAUCACUACAAGAAGUUUGGAAAGAAUACAAGCAAAAUUUGAUGGCUUUUGAAUCGUUAUCAGUUCCCCGUUGGAUUGGCUGCAGUAAUGAUUGGUCCGAAGAUCAACUACACGGAUUUUGCGAUGCAUCAGAGGUCGCAUAUGGAGCCUGUCUUUACCUUCGUUGGACGGCUUUAGAUGGAACAAUCACAACACGUUUCAUUACGUCCAAGUCCAGAGUAGCACCACUGGAAAAUCUGAAGACCAAGAAAAAGAAAGUAUCCAUUCCUCGAUUGGAACUGUCAUCGGCCCUUCUACUCAGUCAUCUGUUCGAAAAGUUCACCCGAAACGCACCUGUUAAGUCGGCCUACUUUGGGACAGACUCGAUGAUAGUCAAGCACUGGUUAGUAUCUCAGCCAUCACGAUGGCAAGCGUUCGUAGCAAAUCGAGUGUCGGAAAUUCAGCAUCUCACCAAGGACGGAACUUGGAACCACGUACCAGGAAUUGAAAAUCCCACAGACCUGAUUUCUCGAGUGAUGUCACCAGCUCAACUACAAUAUCAGUCUCUGUGGUUCGAGGGUCCCUUGUGGAUGUCGCAAAUGGGACAAUAUUGGCCGAAAGCUGUAGAGCCUGAACCAGAUCAGAUAGAGCCUGCAUUGCUGGAAGAGCGACCGUCGUCAUCAUUUCCUACUCAAGCACUGCCACCUAGCGACAUCUUUGGAAUGCGUUCGUCAUACACCAAAAUUCUUCGACUAGCGCUUCUUCUGCGCUUCAGAUUCAACGCACAAACCUGUAAUAUGCAGUCCAGAAAAACCGGAAAUAUUUCGCACGAUGAAUUAGAGCAAUCGGUGCUCGUGCUGGUUUGUCUAUCGCAGCAGGAGUGCUUUUCAGCAGAGUUGCGCAGCUUAACAAAGAAUGGUCAAGUUCAUGAAGGAUCCACUAUCAAUAGUCUACGUCCACGUUUGUCUGCUGAUGGUGUAAUUCGCGUUGGCGGUCGGCUUCUCCAUGCGCCGAUACCAGCUUCCAGGAAGCAUCCGUUCAUCUUGGAUAGUCAUCAUCCUUUUGCAACUCUAAUUGUGAGGCAUUAUCAUCUACGUUUGUUUCACGCCGGACAGCUAUUGCUGAUUGCUUCCGUUCGAGAGAAGUUUUGGCCAACCGCUAUUCACAGCUUGGCCAGAAAAGUGAUCCACGAGUGCGUAGUGUGUUUCAAACGAAAGCCCAAGGCGUUAGAGCAGCUUAUGGCAGAUCUCCCGCCUGAACUUGUCACUCCAUCUUCACCGUUUUUGAAAGUAGGAGUGGAUUAUUGUGGUCCGUUCUUCAUCAGAUAUCCUAAUUGUCGUACUCAGCCAGUGAAGAGUUACGUGGCGAUAUUUGUAUUCCUCGCUGUGAAGGCAGUUCAUCUAGAGCUCGUAGCAGAUCUGACAACUCAAGCGUUCCUAGCUGCAUUGAAGCGAUUUGUAGCCCGUCGAGGAAAACCACAACUACGUGCGAUAACGCUACAACAUGCUGUUAUCAAGGAUGCGGAAAACGAUAACAUCGAAUUUCGCUUCAUUCCACCUCGCAGCCCUAACUUUGGAGGGCUAUGGGAGGCACAAGUGAAGUCAUUUAAGAAUCACUUUCGGAAGACAAUCGGUUUGAGGACUCUCACCGUCGAUGAAAUGCUAACAGCUUUAGCGCAGAUCGAAGCUAUCCUCAACUCGCGUCCACUGACACCGGUCAGCAGCGACCCGAACGAUUUCGAAGCGCUCACUCCAGGGCACUUUUUAAUGCAUCGGCCUUUGACUGCGAUCCCAGAACCCGACCUUCAGGAUAUACCAAUCAGUAGACUUUCUAUGUGGCAGCGAGCCCAAGGUCUCGCUCAGCAAAUGUGGAAGAAGUGGAGCACUCAGUACCUGUCUGACCUUCACAAUCGCACUAAGUGGACUAGGCAACGAGACAGCGUGGCAGAAGGAAUGAUGGUUUUAUUGAAGGACGAGAAUACAUCUCCGCUGAAGUGGAACCUAGGACGAGUAGUGAAGAUCUUCUACGGAGCAGAUGGCAACAUCCGAGUUGUCACCGUGCGUACCAAGGACGGCUGUUUCGACAGAGCGAUAUCCAAAAUCUGCGUUCUUCCAAUCCGGGACAACGUCAAGGAAUCAAUGGCAGUUGGGAACUAA